Molecule: messenger RNA, 2317 nt
Organism: Rhinolophus ferrumequinum (greater horseshoe bat)
Lineage: Eukaryota; Metazoa; Chordata; Mammalia; Chiroptera; Rhinolophidae
Gene: RASGRP4
Product: RAS guanyl releasing protein 4
Exons: 17
Coding region: 136-2163 (675 amino acids)
Biological process (GO): positive regulation of GTPase activity; Ras protein signal transduction
Cellular component (GO): plasma membrane
Molecular function (GO): guanyl-nucleotide exchange factor activity; calcium ion binding
Source: RefSeq, a predicted model, not a curated record
GGGGCAGUUCCUCUUUCCUUCCCAGCUGAGGAGGCCCCAGCUCCCAAGGGGCUAAGAAGCUGGAGCAUUGAUGAGGUGGGAGGAGCUGAGCAAGACUCUUGCAAAAUCCCCUCCACGCCCCCACCCCCAGGAAGCAUGAACAGGAAAGACAGCAAGAGAAAGUCCCACCAGGAAUGCCCGGGGAAGACAGGAGGGCGGGGCCGGCCCCGACAGGCCCGCCGCCACAAGACAUGCCCCACCGCCCGGGAAAUCAGCAAGGUCAUGGCUUCUAUGGCUCUGGACAUGCUGAAUGAGGGUGGAUGCAGUGAAGAUGAACUUCUGGAGAAAUGCAUUCAGUCCUUUGACUCGGCUGGCAGCCUGCGCCGCGGGGAUCACAUUCUCAACAUGGUAUUGGCCAUGCACAGCUGGGUGCUGCCUUCCGCCCACCUUGCUGCCCGUCUGCUGACCUUGUACCAGGAAGCCACAGGAAACACGCAGGAGCUGAGGCAGCUGCAGAUCUGUCACCUGGUCAGAUACUGGCUGACCCAACACCCUGAGAUGGUGCACCAGGAUCCCCAAUUAGAAGAGGUUAUAGGUCGUUUCUGGGACAAGGUGAAGCAGGAGGGCAACUCGGCCCAGAGGAGCCUGGGAGGUUCCUCCAACCUAUUGAGCCCAGGUGGCCCUGGCCCCCCACCCUCCAUGAGCAGCCCAGGCCUGGGCAAAAAGUGCAAAGUGUCCUUGCUUUUCGACCACCUGGAGGCGGGGGAGCUGGCUCAGCACCUCACUUACCUGGAGUUCCGGUCCUUCCAAGCUAUCACGCCCCAGGACCUGCGGGACUACGUUUUGCAGGGCUCCGUGAGGGGUUGCCUGGCCUUAGAGGGAUCAGUAGGCCUCAGCAACAGCGUGUCCCGCUGGGUGCAGGUCAUGGUGCUGAGCCGUCCAGGCCCUGCACAGCGCGCACAAGUGCUUGACAAGUUCAUCCACGUGGCACAGAGGCUCCACCAGCUGCAGAAUUUCAACACACUGAUGGCAGUCACAGGGGGCCUGUGUCAUAGUGCCAUCUCCAGGCUCAAGGACUCCCACGCCCACCUGAGCCCUGACAGCACCAAGGCCCUACUGGAGCUGACUGAGCUCCUCGCUGCCCACAACAACUACGCCUGUUACCGCCGCACCUGGGCUGGCUGCACAGGCUUCCGGCUGCCUGUACUGGGUGUGCACCUCAAGGACCUGGUGUCACUGCACGAGGCACAGCCUUACAGGUUGUCUGAUGGCCGUCUACACCUUCCCAAGCUCAACAGCCUCUACCUGCGGCUGCAGGAGCUGGCAGCCCUCCAGAAGCAGCAACCCCCCUGCAGCGCCAAUGAGGACCUGUUGCAUCUACUCACGCUUUCCCUGGAUCUCUUCUACACGGAGGACGAGAUCUAUGAGCUUUCUUACACCCGGGAGCCCCGCUGUCCCAAGAGUCUGCCACCUUCCCCCUUCAAAGCACCGCUGGUGGUGGAGUGGGCCCCUGGCGUGACGCCCAAGCCCGACAGGGCCACCCUGGGUCGGCAUGUGGAACAGCUGGUGGAGUCCGUGUUCAAGAAUUAUGACCCUGAAGGUCGAGGAACCAUCUCUCAGGAGGAUUUUGAGCGACUCUCAGGCAGCUUCCCCUUCGCCUGCCAUGGGCUUCACCCACCACCCCGCCAGGGGAGUGGCUCCUUCAGCCGAGAGGAGCUGACAGGGUACCUGCUCCGGGCCAGCGCCAUCUGCUCCAAGCUGGGCCUGGCCUUCCUACACACCUUCCAUGAGGUCACCUUCCGCAAGCCCACCUUCUGUGACAGCUGCAACGGCUUCCUCUGGGGUGUCACCAAGCAAGGCUACCGCUGUCGGGACUGUGGGCUGUGUUGCCACAAACACUGCAGAGAUCGAGUGAAGGAGGAGUGUAAGAAGCCGGGGGCCAAGGGUGAUGUGAGCCCCCCAGGAGCCCCCGUGCCACCCACACCAAUAUCCCAUGCCAGCUGUGGCUCUGAGGACAGUCUCUCCUACACAGUCUCCUUGGAACCUGAGACAGGGUGCCACCUUCGCCACGCUUGGACCCAGACAGAGCCCCCACACCCUUCCUGGGAUCCAGAGACGGUCCCCCUUCCAACGACAGCCUCGACAGCCUCGCCACCCACCCAGUCCUCCAAGCUGAAUUCCUAGACGGGCCUUGGUCUCUUCCCUCACUCCCCUACCCAACAACCAGUCCCAAGUCCUGUUAUGCGGUCUCCAGCAGAACUCGCAAAGGCAUCGCCUCCUUCGUACUGCCUUCCUUGAAGCAUCUUACCUCGAAAGAAAGUAAUUUUCUUUUGCAUCA